CCAAAUUCUCAGUUUUGCCCGCCAUUCACCCUUAAACCUCUAUAAAAAAAAUUCAUAAUCGAUGACAACUAUCGCUUCGCUUGUGAAUUUUCGUGAUUUCAACAUCGAGAAUAAGUCAAACAGCGAGAAUUGCAUAAAAAUUUUAGAACAACACUAAAAAUUUCGCUCCAACAAUGAGUCGUGAACGUGAUUCCGAGGUUGUACAUGAUCUUGUUACAUCCAAAUAUAAAAUUGCAGAACGUAAUCGGGUGGCAAAAUAUCGUUUUUUGAGCAAUGAAAACGUUAAUGCUUUGUCAGCGUCGAAGCAUCGAGGAUCGGAACCAUCACUAGCACAAACAGAAAGAGCUGAUGUUAAGCCUGUAGACUUGAGUGUGCCUGGAACUCCAGUAUCGAGUCGAUAUCUUCAAUCAUUAGGUAAAUUUAGAAGGAAUCGUGGUGGAAUAGACACAGACAGUGAAGCUGAUGACGAUGAUGAUGAAGGCAAUGCAUUGUCUAGUCUUCAAAGUGCACUGACUGAAGGUCUUAAACAAUUUGCAUCGGACAUGGAAAAAUUAAAAUCACAUGAUGUGGCUGACUCGAAUGAAAAACAACCACCAGUGACUGUAAAAAUUGAAGCUGAAUUAGUGGAACCACCUCAAAAUGGAAUAAAGGAGACAACUGAAAUUAAGGAAGAAAUUCCAGCAUUGCCAUUAAAAGGACCACCUCAAAUAUCAAAGAUAGAAAAAUAUUUCCGGGAAUCUGCAAGACGUGGAUCGCUUACUAGAGAUUUUACAGAAGUUGUGGAUACAUUUGACCCAAAAUUACUUAGUGAUCCUGAAGGCACUGCCAAACCAGGAACUCCAGUUAGCUCGAAAUUUCUUAUAUCUGAAAGACAUCAUAGCAGAAAGCUUCAGCCAUUUACAGAAAGUAUGAAGAAGCUUGAAGCACUUAAAUCACCAGAAAUUGUCAAAGUAGUCGAGGACAAUCGCAAAAGCGUGGAAAGUCCACCAGAAAAGCCAAAACGUAUCAAUCCAGUGCCAUUAACACCAACUGAAAGUCCGAUUAUAAUUUUUGAGGCACCAACACCACCAGCAACCCCAGUUAAUGAAUCAAAAAGUGAUGUUCCUAAAAAAUUAGAUCCAAAAGACUUCCCACCAAUCUCAUCGUCUGGAAUUAAGGUUGAUAAGAAGGUUGAAGAAGUUUUGAUCAUAGUUGAGAAGAAACUUGUUGAUGAAAAGAAGGCUGCUGAAGAGUUGGAGAUAAUUGAACAAAUAAUUGCACCGAUCAGAGCACCAAAGGAGCAAGCAGCAAAACCAGUCCAAGUGCAAGCACCAAAACCAGUCCAAGUGCAAGAAGCAAAACCAGUCGAAGUGCCUCCAGUAAAACCAAUCAUAGAACAUCCGACAAAACCAUUUGAACCACCAAAAAUCGAGGAAGUCAAGCAGACAUCAGAACAAGGUAAUGUUACAGAAGUUAAACCCAAACCUGAAGAAGAUUCCAAACCCAGUGAAGCACCCACAGAUUCCAAAUCAUAUUCCCGUAAACUUUCCGUUCCUGGAACUCCAGUUGAUAGCCGCAAAUUAUUCAAUCCUCUUGCAAAUGAUGAUGAAAGUGAUCUUGACAGUGACAUUGAAAUUAUAGAAAGCUCAGAGAUUGGAGAACUUGCUAAAGAGUUUGUUGGUAAGAUUGAGGAAAUGCUGCAAAGAACCAUCGAAGAUAAUCAUUUAGAUAAGAUAGCUGAGGCAAUGAUUGAAGAGAAGCCUGAGCCAAAGCUUGCAGAGAAGCCAAAGGAAGAAGUAAAGCAGCCAAUGGAAACCCCCAAUCUGGAACCAAUAUUAAAUGCAGCGGAAGACGCUGAGAAAGAUGAUAAAUUACUUCCAAUAGAGAAUCCAAAAAUUUUAAACUACUUCGAGCAAGCAGGCAAGGAUAAAUCAUAUCAACGAACAUUCUCAGAAAUUGAAAGCUUCAACGAGCCAUCAAUGGAUGUUAUCGAAAAAGUCGAAAGAUAUUUCAAAGAAUCGGAAGAAAAGAAGAGCUUAACGCGUGGAUUUUCAGAAGCCAUCAAUUAUAUUGAACCGAUUGAUAUUGAGCAGUUGCUUACACCAGGACAUCCAGUGUCCUCUAAAGUUGUUGAGCAUUUGAAAGAAAUUGGUGAAAUAGAGGAAGAGAAGCCAAUAGAUCCAAUUGUAAUCCAUGGAAUGGAAGCAUUUAAAAAAGCACAUGACGCUCUUCAUCCACCACCAUUGCAAGAUUUCAAGGCUAAAGAAUAUUUUGAGGAAUCAGAAUCACGUCAUACUCUAAAACGUGAUUUCUCAGAAGUCUAUGGUGAAAUUGGUGCACCUCCACGUCCAGCAUUAGAAAAUCCAGAAAUAAAGAAAUUCUUUGAAGAAUCGGAAGCACAAAAAUCAUUUAAACGUCAAUUUUCGGAAGUCAUUCAAACCCUUCCACCUCGAAUCAAGGAUAUUUUACCGGACGAGAAGCCACCAUUACAUAUCGAACGCUCAUCACGUUUCAGUGUCUUUUCAGCACCAGAUCCAACAGAAGCACGUCCCGAAAGUCCAACAAUCGCACGUAAACACGGUAAAAAAUAUGGAAUUGAUAAGUACUUUGCAGCAUCACUGUAUCGAACUGCUUAUCAUAGAUCAAAGAAUCAACGACGAGGAAGCGAACCUGAUCAUCGAUUCGCAAUUGUAGAGGAUGAAUAUGUUUUUGGUGAAAAUGAUGUUCUACGUAAUGAAGUCUUUCAAGAUGACGAUGCAACGCCAAUACAUCCAAUUCACCAUAAACAUAAACCGAAUGAUGGCAAUGAGGAAGAUUCAGAUCAACAAAAUGUUCAAUUUUGGAGAGAUUUCCUUAAGCCAUAUACUCUUAAUCUUCCAACUGAUAUAGUGAUGCGCGAUGAGCUCAUUGAUAAAUAUACAAAAUAUACAUUAGAAUAACAUGCAUAACAAAAUUCGAUUGCUGUGUUGAUGAAAUUUAUUAGAUUAGCAUUUUAGCAGUUAUUAACAAACAUCCAUUCAAGCUAAUUCCUAGAAUUUAACCAUAUU
Chironomus riparius is the source of this 3026-nucleotide messenger RNA. NCBI's taxonomy places the organism in Eukaryota, Metazoa, Arthropoda, Insecta, Diptera, Chironomidae. The record is from the annotation of a GenBank genome assembly.